Ochlerotatus camptorhynchus is the source of this 759-nucleotide messenger RNA. RefSeq names its product ribosomal protein S18 (gene RpS18). The record is from RefSeq and is a predicted model, not a curated record. Gene Ontology annotation, biological process: translation. Bases 105 to 563 code for a protein of 152 amino acids. Gene Ontology annotation, cellular component: cytosol; ribosome; small ribosomal subunit. The transcript has 3 exons. NCBI's taxonomy places the organism in Eukaryota, Metazoa, Arthropoda, Insecta, Diptera, Culicidae. Gene Ontology annotation, molecular function: structural constituent of ribosome; RNA binding.
GUCUUCUCUUCAGAAACGGAAGUUGAAGAUCGCUCUUUUUCCGGCAUCUGCCAGUCGAUUACAGUAGACACAUUUUCGCUCUGCGGAAAUAAAACUUUAUUAAAAUGUCGCUCGUGAUUCCAGAGAAGUUCCAGCACAUUCUUCGUGUGCUCAGCACCAACAUCGACGGUAAGCGUACCGUUCCGAUUGCGCUGACUGCCAUCAAGGGUGUCGGUCGCCGUUAUGCCCACGUCGUUCUGAAGAAGGCCGAUGUCGACCCAUUCAAGCGCGCCGGAGAGUGCUCCGAUGAGGAGGUUGAGAAGAUCAUCACCAUCAUCUCGAACCCCCGCCAGUACAAGAUCCCAGAUUGGUUCCUGAACAGACAGAAGGAUAUCAUCGAUGGCAAGUACUCUCAGCUGACCUCCUCGAACGUUGAUUCCAAACUGCGUGAGGAUCUGGAACGACUGAAGAAGAUCCGUGCCCACCGUGGUCUGCGUCACUACUGGGGCCUGCGUGUGCGCGGUCAGCACACCAAGACCACCGGUCGUCGUGGACGUACCGUUGGUGUGUCCAAGAAGAAGUAAGCUCUUGGGCCCAGGAGAAGGAAGUUGCUGGUCUUCGGGAGUGUGUAUUUGUAUAGUUUUUCGAUACAAAGAAGUGGGAGAAAACUGUGUGCGAUCGUUUAUUCGGCGCUAUCGGUUUGUGCUGCGAUAUGUUAAAAAUGGAUUUGCAAAUUCGAUGGAGACGAAUAAAUGGUUGAAAAGAUGAAGGAAAGCUGUU